AAUAUAUAUAUAUAUAUAUAUUAUUAUUACAAGAUUUUCUUAAGAACCCAGAAACAGAGGUAAGCAGAUUCUUCUUCUUCUUCUUAUUCCAAAUCGGGUUUUUCUCUUCUACUGAUCCCAACUUGAGAUUCGUCUUCCAAGUUCAACCACCGCCGGAGCUACCGAAUUUCAAAUAAUCCCGAUCGGUUUCAGGUGAAGAGUUUUGAGAUUUUGGAAUAGUCUGUUAGGUAGAAGGAUGUCGACACCGGAUAUCGCGGGGAUACUAGACAAGUCGAAAGAGCUUGAUCAGUUGAGGGAACAGCAGGAAAAUGUGCUCAUUGAGAUUAAUAAGAUGCACAAGAAGCUCCAAGCCACUCCUGAAGUAGUUGAGAAGCCAGGAGAUAAUUCGUUGUCGAAGUUGAAGAAUUUGUAUGCUCGUGCGAAGGAGCUUUCAGAAAGUGAAGUGAAUGUUUCAACUUUGUUGUUGAGUCAACUUGAUGCUCUCUUGCCUUCUGGACCUCAAGGGCAGCCACGAAGAAGGAUAGAAGGCAAUGAGCCGAAAAGGAAGAGAAUGAAGAGUGACUCUGACAUUCAAAGGAUUUCCCCAGCCCUUCGAAAUCAACUUGAGGCCUGUGCUAGUCUAAAAGGCGAACAGGUAGCAGCUAGGGUCACUCUGGAAGAUGCUGAUAAGGAUGAGUGGUUUGUCGUAAAAGUGAUGCAUUUUGACAAAGACACCAGAGAAUUUGAGGUACUAGACGAGGAGCCUGGUGAUGAUGAAGAAGGCAGUGGCCAAAGAAAGUACAAGUUGCCUAUGUCAGCUAUUAUCCCUUUCCCCAAGAGAAAUGAUCCUUCCCCUACCCUAGAUUUUCCUACCGGAAGACAUGUUUUGGCAGUUUAUCCAGGAACAACCGCACUCUACAAGGCAACUGUGGUCAAUGGUCAUCGCAAGAGGAAGACAGAUGAUUAUGUAUUGGAAUUUGAUGAUGACGAGGAAGAUGGGUCUUUGCCUCAAAGAAUAGUGCCCUUUCAUAAAGUGGUUGCUCUACCAGAAGGACAUCGCCAGUAAAUUUUCUCUUCAAUUCAAGGCUUGUAUCAUCCACUCCCAUAUCCAGUGAGUCAUAUUUAAUCAUCCAUCAAGUUUAGGCGGUUUAGCCAAUUAUGUAGUGUCUAUAGUUAUGAUUAUAGGUUCUGUAAGAAGCAAUGCCAUGUGUGUUUAGGAUCGCUUUCCACUCUUCUGACCAAGUGGAAGCGAGUGAGGGACUGAAUUGGAUAUGAAUGUGAUAGAUCAAACUCAAACUUGUGUUGCCCGACCAUCUCUUUAUUUAAAUUCCACAUGCAUA
Argentina anserina (silverweed cinquefoil) is the source of this 1319-nucleotide messenger RNA. Its product is annotated as SAGA-associated factor 29 homolog A-like. Lineage: Eukaryota; Viridiplantae; Streptophyta; Magnoliopsida; Rosales; Rosaceae. Bases 236 to 1045 code for a protein of 269 amino acids. The record is from RefSeq and is a predicted model, not a curated record. Gene Ontology annotation, cellular component: SAGA complex. The transcript has 10 exons.